Molecule: messenger RNA, 4225 nt
Organism: Erinaceus europaeus (western European hedgehog)
Lineage: Eukaryota; Metazoa; Chordata; Mammalia; Eulipotyphla; Erinaceidae
Gene: OSBPL1A
Product: oxysterol binding protein like 1A
Exons: 29
Coding region: 231-3143 (970 amino acids)
Cellular component (GO): cytosol; intracellular membrane-bounded organelle; membrane
Molecular function (GO): protein binding; cholesterol binding
Source: RefSeq, a predicted model, not a curated record
UGGGGCGCGUGCUCUUGCAAGACCCGGCCUGUCCGCGGGGGUGGGGGCCAGUCCGAGGGGUGGGAGACCCUGUCCGCGGGGCCAGUGGUUCCUCGGACUGCAAGUCCUCGGGAAGUGCGAGCUGGAGUGGGCAGCGGCCCAGGCCCGGGGAGCUGGGGGGCCUCGUAGAUGAGGAAUCUGAAGCUUUGAGAGAUAAAUAAGCUUGUUCAGUUGUCUAAUGUUCUUCCUUGAUGAUAAUACCAAGGGCAAAGAAUUUGUCAAGUUCUGAAAUUGCAAUUGAUCCACUUAAAAUGAAUACAGAAGCAGAACAGCUCCUCCUCCAUCAUGCCAGAAAUGGCAACUCUGAAGAAGUUAGACAACUUCUAGAAACCAUUGAGAAGAAUGAAAUCACGGCUGAUAUUAACUGCAAAGGAAGAAGUAAAUCUAAUUUGGGCUGGACACCUCUUCAUCUGGCUUGCUAUUUUGGACACAGACAAGUGGUCCAGGAUCUGUUAAAGGCUGGUGCUGAAGUAAAUGUGUUAAAUGACAUGGGAGACACACCACUUCAUCGAGCUGCCUUUACUGGAAGAAAGGAGUUGGUAAUGCUGCUUUUAGAAUAUAAUGUUGACACCACUGUUGUUAAUGGCAAUGGACAGACAGCGAAAGAAGUUACUCAAGACAAAGAAAUCAGGAACAUGCUUGAAGCUGUAGAAAGGACUCAACAAAGAAAGCUUGAAGAAUUACUUUUAGGAGCAGCAAGAGAAGGCAAAGCAGCAGAACUUACAACUCUGCUCAACAGACCCAAUCCCCCUGAUGUUAACUGCUCGGAUCAAUUGGGAAACACACCCUUGCAUUGUGCGGCUUAUCGAGCUCAUAAGCAGUGUGCCUUAAAACUUCUAAAAAGUGGAGCAGACCCUAAUCUGAAGAACAAAAAUGAUAAGAAACCCCUUGAUCUUGCACAGGGUGCUGAAAUGAAGCACAUUCUUGUUGGUCACAAGGUCAUUUACAAAGCAUUGAAACGAUUUGAGGGCCCUCUCUGGAAGAGUUCAAGAUUUUUUGGCUGGAAUUUAUUCUGGGUAGUGUUAGAACAUGGAGUCCUUUCGUGGUAUAGGAAGCAGCCUGAUGCAGUCCAUAAUAUUUACCGCCAGGGGUGCAAGCAUCUAACUCAAGCAGUAUGCACGGUAAAAUCUACUGAUAGCUCCCUCUUCUUUAUUAAAUGCUUUGAUGACACUAUUCACGGCUUCCGGGUUCCUAAGAACAGCCUUCAACAGUCAAGACAGAACUGGCUGGAAGCAAUAGAAGAACAUUCUGCUUAUAGCACCCACUACUGUUCCCAGGACCAAAUGACAGACGAUGAAGAGGAAGAUGCAGUUUCUACUAUUGACUUGAAGGGAUCCUUAGAGAAAGCACAGAUAUGCCAACAGAAACUAGAUAGAGAAAUUUUCAACUUUCUCAAAAUGAUUAAGGAAUGUGACAUGACUAAAGAAAUGCUUCCAUCCUUUCUUCAGAAAGCUGAAGUUGUCUCUGAAGCUUCUAGAGAAACAUGUGUAGCUCUGAGUGACUGCCUCAAGCUCUUCACUAAACAAGAAGGGGUGAGGAAUCUUAAAUUGGAACAGGAACAAGAAAAAAACAAAAUUUUAUCAGAAGCUCUGGAGACUCUUGCCAGUGAACACCAUGAAUUAGAGCAGUCUCUGGUUAAAGGCUCACCACCUCUCAGCAUACUUAGCGAGGACGAGUUCUAUGAUGCACUGUCAGAUUCUGAGUCUGAACGUACCCUGAGUAGACUGGAAGCAGUGACAACACACUCCACUGAAGAGGAAGAAGAGCAUUUGAGCAGUGGAAAACACAGAAUGUCGGAAGGAAAAGAUUGCGGCAGUGGAGAUGCUCUCUCCAAUGGCAUCAAAAAGCACAGAACAAGCUUGCCCUCCCCUAUGUUUUCCAGAAAUGACUUCAGUAUCUGGAGCAUCCUCAGAAAAUGUAUUGGAAUGGAGCUUUCCAAGAUCACAAUGCCAGUCAUAUUUAAUGAGCCUUUGAGCUUCCUGCAGCGACUCACGGAAUAUAUGGAGCACACAUACCUCAUCCACAAGGCCAGUUCGUUUUCUGAUCCUGUGGAACGGAUGCAGUGUGUAGCUGCAUUUGCUGUAUCCGCUGUGGCUUCCCAAUGGGAACGUACAGGGAAACCUUUCAACCCACUUCUGGGAGAGACUUAUGAAUUAGUUCGAGAUGACCUUGGCUUCAGACUCAUCUCUGAGCAGGUCAGCCAUCACCCACCCAUUAGUGCGUUUCAUGCCGAGGGAUUAAACAACGAUUUCAUCUUUCAUGGCUCCAUCUAUCCCAAACUGAAGUUCUGGGGCAAGAGCGUAGAAGCAGAGCCCAAAGGAACCAUCACCUUGGAACUGCUUGAACACAAUGAAGCAUAUACGUGGACAAACCCUACCUGCUGUGUACAUAACAUCAUUGUGGGUAAACUAUGGAUUGAGCAGUAUGGCAAUGUGGAAAUCACCAAUCACAAGACUGGGGACAAGUGUAUAUUGAGCUUUAAACCCUGUGGCCUUUUUGGUAAGGAAUUGCACAAAGUCGAAGGCUACAUCCAAGAUAAAAGCAAAAAAAAGCUCUGUGCCCUUUAUGGAAAGUGGACUGAAUGCUUAUACAGUGUUGACCCUGCUACUUUUGAUGCUUACAAAAAAAAUGACAAGAAAAACACGGAAGAGAAGAAAAACAGCAAACAGGUGAGCAAUUCUGAGGAAUCGGAUGAGAUGCCAAUGCCAGACUCGGAAAGUGUGUGUGUUAUCCCUGGAAGUGUUCUUUUAUGGCGAAUAGCCCCAAGACCCCCUAAUUCUGCCCAGAUGUAUAAUUUUACAAGCUUUGCUAUGGUUUUGAAUGAAGUAGACAAGGAAAUGGAGAGUGUGAUUCCUAAGACAGACUGCAGGUUACGGCCUGACAUACGAGCCAUGGAAAAUGGAGAAAUAGAUCAAGCUAGUGAAGAGAAGAAAAGACUUGAGGAAAAACAAAGAGCAGCUCGCAAAAACAGGUCCAAGUCAGAAGAAGACUGGAAGACAAGGUGGUUCCAUCAAGGCCCUAAUCCCCACAAUGGAGCACAGGACUGGCUGUACUCAGGCAGCUACUGGGACAGAAACUACUUCAGUUUGCCUGAUAUUUAUUAGAUGCAAAACAAGCCGGGGAAUCGGGUUAAUCUACACAUAUGUCUUAAGCCUAUGUUUGUCAAUCUUUUCCUUGGUUUCUACUCAUCAUUUAAAAAAAAAAUUCUUGAAAUAACUUGCUACAGAAAUCAUACCUAAGGUGACAUUGCUGAUGAAAGUCUUAGAACCAAUGGGUUAUUUUGCUAUCCAAAUGUACUUAUUUGGAAUACCAUUUUAUAGAGAUGUAAUAGGAACUGCUGGAGAAUAUGAUUUUUAUGGUUGCCUGUUGCCAUAUUGAAUGAAGGUUUAUAUCUAAAUGUAACCUUAACUUUAUGGAGUUAUAUAAUGAUCCCAAAUCUAGUAAUUUUAAAUAUUUUUAUUCUGUCAUGCUUGAAUGUUCUAGAUGUAACCUAGAAAUACAAUAUUUAUGUGCUUAUAAAGCUAUGUCAUUUUAUGAAGACUAUAUUGAUAAGAUGGCUUUUCUUCAUACUAGUACUUUCACCUUUACCACUUUCCAACUCCAAAAAGAAAAGGAAAUGUCUGAAUACUCAGAGUAGGUAUUCCUGAUAUGAAAUUUUUGAAUAAUUAAAGCUGGAAAAGGUAUUAGCUUAUUUUACUGCUCUGAAGUUACUUUUACAACUUUGUGUAAUCAAUGACAUUAGAAUUAGUGUUUAAAUUGUACUUGUUUGAUUUGAAAAUGUGUAUAAAAUCUAGCAAUUUACAGAAGUACUUUAGAAAUAGAUUUAAUCACCAUGGGUGCAUAAUAAAAAACUUUUUCAAGUGCUUCAUCUUCCAGUGGCAAGUUCCACCAGAUAAAUUUGCACUUAUAUAUGUAUUAUAAGGAUCAUACUAUAUAAAAGAAGGUCUUGUGCAUUUCAAAUUUGCAAGGCACCUGUACACUUAUAUGGAGACCUACUGUAUAGUAGUAGCUUUACCCCUUUAAUUGGGGUAAAUUUAUUUUAUAGUAUAUAUCUAUACAACUCUAGACUGAGGUAAUGCUUCAAGAGGCCUUAGGUAGAUACCAGUAAUUCUAUUGCUGUCUUUAAGCUAACAAGUGUUAAAAAUGAAUAAUCUACCUGCUGCUAAAUAAAGGUAAUAGAAUAUUC